This is a messenger RNA of Dracunculus medinensis (Guinea worm), 708 nucleotides long. Lineage: Eukaryota; Metazoa; Nematoda; Chromadorea; Rhabditida; Dracunculidae. The record is from the annotation of a GenBank genome assembly.
AUGAAACGAAGUUAUUUAUUUCGUAAACCAAUCGAUGUGAACAACGACGACGAUGAGUUUUUGAAUAUUCGCGAAUCGAAUCGAAAAAUUAUUCACGCCAAACCUAUAAAAGAAAAAUAUGUUAAAAAAUUAGGCAGUCUUGGAAGUGGAAUUCAACUUAUUGAAGAAAAAUCUGAAGAAUGUCGAAGUUUGUCUUUUGAUGAGCGCAAUAAAUUAAGUGCAAAGAUAUUGAAAGCUGAACUCAAAGGCGACCUAGAUUUAGUAAAGAAGCUUAAAGCAAAAUUAGAAGGGAGUUCUGCUGAAAAUCUUUUACAGUCAGAAAAAUCAGAAAUUUUACUGCGGACUAAUGAGAAAAGUGGCCUUACUAUGCCAGUUUUUAAGAAGGCAAAGUGUGAUGACACUGAUCAUUCAUCCGAAAAGACGAAAUAUAAGCUUGGGGAUGUUGAGGCGAAAUAUCAUUCACAAAUGGAACUUAAUGAAAUGAGGAAAGAAGAAAAAUAUACAAAUGCUUCAGAUCAGUUGUAUCUUUUUAGUCAAUCUGCUAAGGCUGCGUGUAGUAGUCGAACUGAGGAUGAUUGGGUUAUUGAUGACGCUAUGAUGAGUCAAAAAAAGAAGAGGAAAUUUGCAGAAAAAGAACAAAAACGUGAACAUGAGAAGGCAAUUAGAGGUCGUCACGGCAAAUUAUGUGCUGUGUUUCUGGUAAUAUGA